Molecule: messenger RNA, 621 nt
Organism: Hordeum vulgare subsp. vulgare (domesticated barley)
Lineage: Eukaryota; Viridiplantae; Streptophyta; Magnoliopsida; Poales; Poaceae
Product: probable protein phosphatase 2C BIPP2C1
Exons: 6
Coding region: 1-621 (206 amino acids)
Source: RefSeq, a predicted model, not a curated record
AUGGAUAGUUCCAAAAAAAUUGCUAUGGACAAUCAAGGGCCACCAGGGAUGAGGACCGAGGAAGUCCUUGCUAUGGCGGCAGUUGAAGCACGGUCCCCUGGUUCUUCAACUGUCUUGGUUGCUCACUUUGAUGGCCAGGUCCUUCAUGUAUCUAAUAUUGGUGAUUCGGGAUUACUGGUGAUAAGAAAUGGACAAGUAUACACACAAACAAAGGCGAUGACAUACGGUUUCAGUUUCCCGUUGCAAAUAGAAAACGGUGUUGAUCCUUCAAGACUUGUACAGAAUUACGCUAUCGAUUUACAAGAAGGUGAUACCAUUGUGACAGCUUCGGAUGGUCUCUUCGACAACGUCUAUGAUCAUGAGGUGGCAUCUAUUGUCUCGAAAUCUCUAGAAGCUGACCGCAAGCCUACAGUACAAGGAGUUUCACUAGGAAUUAUAUGUGGAAGUUUUUGUUACUACCGAUGGGCGCCAAAGCUUUCUGCGUCGGCACCUGAGAUUGCCUGUUUUUUCACACCAAGAUCAAGAGAUAGUGGGCUGACCGGGCGGGCGGUGAUGACAGGUGGUGCCAUGGUGCUGGAAAGGUGGCCAACAUCAUUGUCAAACGCCAAGCGUCAUGCCUGA